GGUAUACCGACAAUAAGAGCACAAGAUGAUGUAUAUAGAGGUAUAGGAGUUCUAGCUUCGACACAAACAUGGUAUACUUGUAGCAAACAAUUAACAAACUAUAUAAGUUAUGAGAUGAAAGUGGUGGAAACUGAUCAAGAGAAAUCAUCAAAUUUUGGAACGUACGCACAAGGACCUACCCCUCCGCCAAUACAGCAAGGCAUAUUGGGUUUAUUGACAUAUGUAACCAAUUAUACGGGUAUACAAAAAUCUAUAGAUCCAAAUGGGAUAACAUCAAUAUAUUGGCCAGAAUUAUCAUGUUUCGAAUUUCCUGCAUUGGAAUGUAAAAGAGAGAAAAUUCCUCCUUUUGCCAGUAGCCUAAUAGUAUGUAUAGGUAUAACGAAUCCACAAAAUGCUGAAAAAAAAUUUACUUUAUCGAUUUCCUUUGUUGAAGGAAAACCAUCACCACCACUUUACAUACCACCAACUCCUCCUAUUCCUUCUCCCAGUCCUGGUUCCACUAAAAGCAAACCACCUCCACCAAAUGAUAUACCAACAAGUCCUCCUUUCUUUUACGCCACUAAUAAUGGAUUAUCAAUUAUUUUAUCAAACAUUAAUGAUAUUGAUAUCCCCUGGUGUAAUCAUUUACAUUUUCCUCAAUAA
Messenger RNA from Funneliformis caledonium, 642 nucleotides. Lineage: Eukaryota; Fungi; Glomeromycota; Glomeromycetes; Glomerales; Glomeraceae. The record is from the annotation of a GenBank genome assembly.